AAAAAAAAAAAAAAGUUGUCCACCUCCAGAAAGAUGAAUAGAACACUGAACGGUCAGGCCUGUGUGGGAGUUUCAAAGCCAUUAUGUGCAUCUCUGCAUCAGCUGGCCACUUGAUGGCAGUGUUUGCUUACCCUUUCCUUCUGCAACCCAAACGACCAAAAUGCUUUUGAUGACAAGCUUUUUUUUUUUAAAUCAAAAUUUAGACAAUUCAAAAGACUUGUAAUUACUACAGUGUGAAGUCUGCACUUUGAGUUGAAAGGGAGCGUCUGUGGGGCUGCAUCAUCAUGCUGCUGCAGCAUACAGCGCCGAUACAAGGUCGUGGAUUCCGGAGAGUUAUAUCAAUUAGAACUCACUUCCUGUCCAGUGUAUUUGUCUAUACAGUUGACUCUGUCCUAACAGACUACUCAAAUGAAAAUGAGUUACUUUAAGGCAGGGGUCUGCAACCUUUAGCAUCAAAAGCACCAUUUUGACUCAUCUUUCAGAAAGAGAAAAAAAAAAAGUUUGGAUCCACUAAACAUUACACAGCUUAUAAACUUUUAAAACUUUUUAAAUGUUACCUGUUACAAAAUUCAGACGGAAGUGUGUAGGCCUACCUCGAAAUCAUUAACACUUAACUCUGUAAGCCCUUUUGAGUGGUUCCCGUAUUUAUGUAAAAUUAAAACAAAAUGUAGUCAACUUCAACAUUAAAAAAAAAAAAAAGCCCAGAGUUCACAUAUCUGCGUAAGUGUUUACGCCUGUGCUGAACAGUCAUCAAUAACCAUUUUAUUGGACCUGUCCUUGAAGAGAGGCACUCUUACAAUUUCCUGUUAAUUUUCUGAAUUUGGAGAAUAGAUUGAUGUUUUUAUGAAAUAUUCUUUCAUGCAUUUCCCAUCUGUGAAUGCCUUGCCCCUCCUUCCCAUCUCAUGUGUAGCCCAGUGAUGCCCAUUUGGCCAUUUUCUCGAUAAAUCUGGCGACGUUACAAACGCUCUUGGCGACUUCACAAAAAGGGACUAGCGACAAAUGUAAGGACUUUUACUGACGUCGUUGGGAGAUUUUUCUGGAAGACGUAAAAGUGAAAGGAUAUAUUGUGCGGUUGCUCCGGAAUGUCCACCCCACGUCACGAAGGUGAGUACACAGUCGGCUUCCUUACGGCACACGACCUGCCUCUGAGAGUCACCACCUCGGCGAUUGGCGUGUUACUGGCACUCUUUAUAAAACAUGUUAUGCUCUCGUUUACUGCGCAGUAACUUGCUUCAGACUCAACUCAACACUUCCUCACUUCUUUCGCAGUGAGAGUCACUGUAUACACUAGCCCAUAGACAUAUGCACUAGACUACCGCCCCCUCCCUUGCUCAUCCAAUCAGCAAUCAGAACGCAGUCUAGAUGCAUUCACGGACUUGCGAUGAGUCAGGUAUUUCACAGUUUCGGAAAUGCACACGUCCCCUAUUUCGGUGUUAAUUUUUUUUUUUUUUUUUUAAAUCACUGCACUCGGCGAAGGGAGCCGCAACAAGGUGGCUGAAGUACCGCAUGCGGCUCCGGAGCCGCGGGUUGCCGACCCCUGCUUUAAUAUCAUGCAGGGCUUACCGACAGCCUCAAAGCGCGCUUCAUCCCCAGCAAAAGAGCGAUCCACAGCUAUCAUGAAGUACCAUCAGGAACAGGAUCACAGGACACCAACACUGACAGGAGGGACAUCAUACUGCAAGGCAAAACACACAAGCAGAAGCAUAUUAAAUGUCUCUCUCAGCAUCAUCUUCUUACCCAAAGUAGAAGAAAGGCUCCAUAUUUGCUGGUGAGUGUCUGUGCGCUGGCAAACUACACCUGACCAACACAAGAUCAAAGUGUCCUCACUCAGGUGAGGCUUAUUAUCAAAUAAACUGGCCAAUCAGAGGUCCCUCAUUGUUAGAGCGUGACGCUCAUUAGCAAUCAAUGAGUUUUGUCUUUGGAUGUGACAAGAAAACGCCUGCUUCGUCACCUAGGUGUGGAAAAGUAUACUUAUUUCUUGUUACAUCUUUAAAAGUGCUGUCAAUCAUGGUUCAAUACUGCAUUGGGGGCGCUUGCUUUCAAACAUACUAUAUCCUUCUCCUCUCCCACGACUGCAAAUUCUCAUAGCUUCUCUGAGACUGCGUAUGUGUAUGUGUGCGCACAUGAGUGGCAGCCAUUAACGCCACUCCCUUUUCGGGCCAAAAGACAAAUCUCAUUCAGUUUAACUCAUAAUUGUGAAGAAUAUGGAAUUUUUUUGUACAUUUCUUUGCUGAAACCACUAUUGGUUACAUAUGCUAGCCAGUGGUGGUGUUGUCAUAUUUUUGGGUGAAAAAAAGGGUCAUUUGAAGCCAAGGAAGGAUAGCACCAUUAAGUGUCAAGAGGGUGGGGAGGAUGUGUUGAGCUGCAGGGUGAUGAUCAUGUCCUGCAUGGUCAGCAUGCAAUACACAACACUGCAAUGAAGACACCUGCUCCAGACACACACUGAGUGGACAUGUCUUACCUGUACGGGGCAUCUACUACUGUAUGUGGACAACUCAAUGUUUUAUUGUUAACUUCAACCUGAGGAAAUAUGAUGGUAACCAUCACUCAAUAGAAUGCAUAAUGCAUUUGCAUUUUUUUUUUUUUGUGGUCUCCUGGGGCAUCAUUUUCAGACAGAGGGCUUCUAUUAUUGUGAAUGUGAAUCUGCCCAUGAUUGUGAUAAAUGCAUGCUACUAAAUUAAGGUAAUGGAUGGUUGUAACUUAAUACAGUUUCAUUGAGCAAAGACUGGAUUUGAAGUUUUAAAUGUACGUCAGUGCUUCUGGUAGUGGUUAGGCCACCAGAGAACACCUUGCUGGCCCUCACUGCACAACACUGAAACACUGACAGACUGGGAAAUAAACGCUGGCUAAUUCAUUCAUUUAAUAUUUAUUCACUGAACUGCACUAUAUGAUACAAAAUUACAUAAUUUAGCAUGAGAGUGCCAAAAUAUUGCAAAUAUAAACAUAUCUUGUAACUAAUAUCUCUCUGUCACUGUCAAAUUCAACCAUUAUCCUUUUAAAGGCGGACUUUGCAGUAGUAGUAGCAGCAGCAGCAGGUGUACCUAAUGUUGUGUCCAGUCAGUGCAUUUGUUAGCUUGUCCGCCCACAUGGACAGAGAGGUGAGGAUGUUGAAAUUGACCCUGACAAGCUUAUAACACAUUAACACUAGCUUGUGUGGUGUUAGCAACAGGUCAUGUGAUCACUCACUGGACACCCGCAGUCUCUCUCCACCUGAAGUCAAGACUUUUUAUGAUUAAAGUCAUCCCACUGAUCCGUGAGAGUGGAAAAAGGAAGUCAAAGGUUGUUCAGCCAGUCAUUAAUGUCAAGAAUUUGCCGGGUGAGUUCAUUCAUGAUAAUAGCUUUACAUGCGGUCAACAAUGGCCUGACAUUUGGAUAAUUGCUCUCGGUGUUUACUCCACUGACUAAAUCUGACGGCAGGAAGGUUGGUGGAGUGUCGGCCUGCUUCGUCGUGUCCAGGCGGUCUCAUUAACAUUUGAGUCACUGUGUGUCACUAACAAAGUGCCACAGCAUGCGAGGCCUCAUGUUGCGCUUGGACACCUUGUGAAGCUGGAGCGGCUAAUCCUGAGUGACACAACUAAAACAUUUGAUAUUCACUUUUCAUCGAAAAAAAAAACAUAAAACAAAACCGAGCUUUGAGGUGUCUAAUUGUGUCAUGGCGUCAAAUCAUCUCCUUUUGGUGACACUUUCUCCAACACACCUCCUAGCUCCCCCGCAGCCUCUCGCCUCAGCCAAUGGCGUGCUGGUGUCAGCUGGAGGAUGAGGAGGAUCUGAGGAUGAAGGAGGCUAUUUAUCAGCUCAUCGCCAACACACCGCAUUGAUCGUCACGCCAAUUGAAGAGUCUAGUGGAGAUGCUUCAGUCACAGGUGCACAUGCUGCUGCUGGUUCUGCUGUCCGGUGGGCUGCUGGUGCGGGUCAGUGGCGCCCCGAGUGGUGCAGAUCUGUUGGCAGAGACCCUCAGAGCGGACAUGGCACUGGACAAGGCCUUGGCUCGCUCACUGCUGAUGAGGCUCAUCUACCAACUGGCAGCCAGAAGAGCCGACAUGCUCCCUGAGCUGGCGGGCGAGCUGGGAGUCAGGGUGAUGCGGCGACACCUCCCUGUCUCUCAGAGAGAGCGCAAGGCAGGCUGCCGCAACUUCUUCUGGAAGACUUUCACUUCCUGUUGAUUUUGUUGUUCUUACUUCACAUUGCCUUGUGUGUGUGUUGUCUAUUUUACAAGUGGCAGGGAUGUACAGUCAAAUAAUUUACUCAAUAAAA
Dunckerocampus dactyliophorus (ringed pipefish) is the source of this 4254-nucleotide messenger RNA. It is a transcript of the gene sst5, whose product is annotated as somatostatin 5. Lineage: Eukaryota; Metazoa; Chordata; Actinopteri; Syngnathiformes; Syngnathidae. Gene Ontology annotation, cellular component: extracellular region. The record is from RefSeq and is a predicted model, not a curated record. Gene Ontology annotation, molecular function: hormone activity. The coding region runs from base 3849 to 4163 and encodes 104 amino acids. The transcript has 3 exons. Gene Ontology annotation, biological process: regulation of cell migration.